Molecule: messenger RNA, 2280 nt
Organism: Aspergillus mulundensis
Lineage: Eukaryota; Fungi; Ascomycota; Eurotiomycetes; Eurotiales; Aspergillaceae
Product: SNARE-binding exocyst subunit SEC6
Exons: 1
Coding region: 1-2280 (759 amino acids)
Biological process (GO): exocyst localization; exocytosis
Cellular component (GO): exocyst
Molecular function (GO): SNARE binding
Source: RefSeq, a predicted model, not a curated record
AUGGCACAAGUGGGCGAUGCCGACAGAGCGGUGGCUAUGCCCCGGUUAGAGGACCUCCUCCGACACCCCGAGGACCUCGACAAGAUCAAUGGACUGAAAGCCGAAUACACUCGAAAGAAAGCAGCAGUCGAUGCACAGCUACGUGAAGGCCUCCGGGAACAAUUAGCAUCUGUACAGAGAAGCCUCAGCGCUCUCACAGAAGGUCAGCGCCAAGUAUCGAAGACGAGGGAUGAGCUCCAGGGCAUCGACAGGCUAUGCGCCGAGUCGCAGAACAGCGUGGACGACUUCUCGCGAAUCGACCAACUCGCCAAAAUCCAGCGCAACUUUGAGGCGACCUUGACUAUGAAGAGGGGGUUGGAGAACUUUAGCACUGAUUUAGCUGAGAUCGAAGAGCUGCUGAGGGAGGAUGACGAGGAUCUUGAGAACCAGCCCAAUCUUCUGCGGGCGCAUAUGCGGAUAUCCCGACUGCGGGACUUUCGGGACGAAGCGAUGGAUCAGGUUCGCCGGGCGCAGGACGCGAGUAACGAGGCUACCCUGGAUGAAUACUUUGAGGGGCUGGAUGCUGUGAUUGACUGGUUUGAUGAUCAUCUGGGAACGCUGUGUAUGAACCUCAUUCCACUGGUGCAGAGUGACAACCCGAGCAUGGUGGUUCGACUUGCGGUUGUCGUGAUGAACGAGGAGAAGAAUGAUGAGACGGUUAGGGCUUUACAGGAGGCGCAGAAGGACCACCAAGAUUUAGCCGGGCGGUUCAAGUCGAUGAACGUUGGCCCUAAGACAGUCAGGGGGUACAAGGAGAAGUUCAUACAAGCGAUCGAGUUCUAUGCUCAAAAUCAGUUCGAGGAAACUAAAGCGAAUUUCCUGGAUGACCCCGACGGCCUGGAGAAAAGUUUCCGAUGGUUCUUUAACGAUCUAUUCGUUGUCCAGCAAGGCAUGCAGUCGCUGAUGCCAAAGAAGUGGAAGAUCUUCAAGACCUACACUGAUAUCUACCACCGCAUGAUGCACGAUGUUCUUAUUGAGUUGAUCAACGAUCCCGAACUACCAGCUGACAAUUUGCUUGCGAUCCUCCACUGGAGGGAGAAGUACUACAAAAAGAUGAAGAAGCUUGGUUGGCAAGCGUCCGAUCUCGAGCUCGAUAUUCUAGAUAAUCGCGAACCUGAGCUCAUUCGCCAGUGGCAGAAUGUCAUCAUCAACGCGGUCGAAGAAUGGAUGGAUAAAAUCUGGGAGACGGACCGAAAGGCACUUACGGAGCGGAUACCCGACUCACUUGAUACUACAACAGACGGCUGCUUCCGCACCCAAACUCUUCCAGACAUGUGGCGGAUGCUGCACGAGCAGGUCACCGUGUCCAGUUCUUCGUCGCGCCCUGAUCUCCUGGAGGGCAUCAUGGAUGCGAUGUUCCGAGCGCUGAAGGCUCGCCAAGCUGCAUGGCAGACUCUCCUCGAAGAAGAAUGUGCCAAGUACAAGGCUCCUGGUGGCGAGCAACUUGACGGAUUGCAAAUACUGCAAGACUGGCUGAUAGCUGUAGCCAACGAUCAGAUCGCCUGUAUUGACGACAACGACGAAACAGGUCAAUAUGGACACUUGACGCGGUUCCGACGUGACAUCGAACAGUAUGUGGACCCGAAAUACAUGGCGUCCCGUGCAAUCCCCGAGCUAGACGCUCUACGAGAUGGCUACGUCGAUCUGAGCACGUACUGUCUUUCUCAAUUUGUGGAGGUUAUCUUCGCCGUCGACCUCCGGAGCACGAUCCGCGAUUUCUUCACCCAGAAAUGGUAUGGAGAUUUCGCCGCGAAGCGAAUUACCUCUACAUUCGACGAUUACAUGGCCGAUUAUUCCCCCGUCCUUCAUCCCUCACUCACAGAAAUCCUGGUCGAAGAAUUAUCGGAUGAACUCCUAAUUCGAUACCUUUCAUCGGUCCGCAACAAGGGCGUUAAAUUCCGCCGACAAACAGACCCCUACACCGACAAAUUCAAGGACGAUGUCCUCACAAUCUUCGCCUUCUUCCAGAAAUACCCAGAUUCCUUUGCAGGCACAAUCAAGCAGAAGUGGCGACUUGUCGACUGGCUGGUCCGGCUUCUUGAGGCUGAGAAAGGCCCGGCUGUGGUCAAUGUCUAUGAAGAUUUCAAGACUGAGUAUUGGGACCUGCAGCUCUCAUGGGUUGAGACAGUCCUUAGGACGAGGGAUGACUUUGAACGGAGCAUGAUUACUGCUGUCAAGGCUAAGGCGGCUGAGUUGUCUGUUGAACGGGGAAUGGAGACGCUUAUGAGUAGGAUACGCUGA